Messenger RNA from Oryza sativa Japonica Group (Japanese rice), 1390 nucleotides. RefSeq names its product alpha carbonic anhydrase 1, chloroplastic. Gene Ontology annotation, biological process: one-carbon metabolic process. Gene Ontology annotation, molecular function: zinc ion binding; carbonate dehydratase activity. NCBI's taxonomy places the organism in Eukaryota, Viridiplantae, Streptophyta, Magnoliopsida, Poales, Poaceae. The record is from RefSeq and is a predicted model, not a curated record.
GGGGCAAAACUGUGUCUAUAUAUACGUGGUGUCUUCUGAACUCUGGUGGAUAAACCGCCCAAGUUAGCACCUUCACCAGCAGCAGCGUUCUUGCUCUUGGAAAUCUUCUGGCCUUCGAAGAUUCCUGCAGCCGUCGAGCAAAGAGGAACAUCUACUAGUCGGAGCACGGCCACUUUGGUUCCAGGGACCAAACUCCAAAGGGUUGAAGCUGAUCUGCAUAUAGCAAAGUAGAGGCUUUAUUGCAUUGCAGGAAAAGAUGGCAGCUUCUCAUGGAAAUGCGAUCUUUGUUCUGCUGCUGUGCACUCUCUUUCUCCCGUCCCUUGCAUGUGACAGCGGUGGCGUGAAGUUUGGGUACACUGGUUCUAUCGGCCCUGACUUCUGGGGGAAUUUGAGUGCCGACUUCACGCGUUGCUCGAACGGAAAGCAGCAGUCCCCAAUUGACAUCGACACCAACAACCUGGUUCAUGAACUGAAUAUGGAGCCACUCCAUAGAAAUUAUACCGCUGCAAAUGCUACUCUUGUCGACAACAUCUUCAACGUCGCGCUGCGGUACGAAGAGGCAGCAGGGGUUCUGAGCAUUAACGGGGUGAAGUACACGCUGAAGCAGAUGCACUGGCACUCUCCUUCCGAGCACACCAUCAACGGCUUCAGGUUCCCACUGGAGCUCCACAUGGUUCACACCAACGAAAAUGGCAACAUCACCGUUCUGGCCUUUCUCUACCGAUUUGGCAGGCCAGACCCGUUCUUCGAACAGAUUCAGGAUAAGCUGGCUGCGCUCAACGCGGAGGGCUGCAAGGCAGAGAAAGGCAGCCCGGUCCCUGCCGGAUCUGUGAGCUUGCUGACGAUGAGGCAGCACGUGCACAUAUACUACAGAUACGUUGGGUCACUGACCACGCCACCGUGCGCCGAGAACGUGAUCUGGAACAUCCCUGCCAUGCCGAGAGAGAUGACACCGCAGCAGGCCGCCGAUCUGAUGGCUCCCCUGGACGAAGGCUACCGCCGGAACAGCAGGCCGACGCAGCAGAUGAACGGCCGCACCGUGCAGCUCUACCACAGGUUCUGGGGGAAGAAGAAGAGGAGGAGCUCCCCGUAGGCUGACGACGACGACGUACGACGACGCGCUGGCAGCGCCAUCGAUCCAUUCCGGCCGAUGGAGAUCGCUGCGUGUUUUGGGGUCCCUUGUGUUGUGUUCUGUCCAGCAGUAGUAGUUUGUUUCUGAAGUCGUGUGUUUAUAGCGUCUAGGUUUGCUUUCUUAUUUUGGUUACCGGCCAUAGUUUGCCCCGGUUUUGCUAGCAGUCUUGAACUGGCUUUGAUUUCUGUACUAAGAGACCGGUCUUUUGUCACCCUCUUUAAUUACCUACUAAUGAAGAACUACUGAGUUCUCAACAAA